GAUGCAAACAGAUGAAACUAGCUGCUUUGGCUAACUGUAUAAUAACCCAAAAUUCAUCGAUUCUUUUUGUGUUUAAGGUGGAGUCACCCUUGGUUACAAGGACAAAACAUGCACCUAAUGUCUUUUCACAGAACGGCAAUCAGCCUUUUCUUAUGCAAGGUCUGAAGUUCCAGGUUGCAAGCAUGUAACAGCUGUUUCAUUCCAUUCCAUCCGAACUUGUUGCGAUAUUUCUGUUAGUUUAUUGCCUCUUAAACGGUUGAUUUCCAUGUUUGAUUCAUUUAAGUUUGAAACGAGCUAAAUACAGAAGAAGGGUUCAUAAAUUAUUCCCAUCGUGGACAUGGAGGCAAUGACUGGCUAGUUACAGUUUUCUUACUAAAGCUUCCGUUUUUCCGCUGCUUACUGGUGACAUUUGGCUCAGACAUCGACGACAUUAGAAUGGAUGCCACAUAAUGUAACAAACUAGCGUUUGACUAGUUAGCGCACUCCAUUGGGGUUAGAGUAAGCUGCUUGAAAUAACAAACCUGCGCGUGACUAGUGAGGAGGACUAGAAAUUAGUAAACUUAAAAGGAGGGAAUCUGUAACCGUUGCAGACUGGGAAGCUAUAUGACAGACAAUACUGAAGCCUUACAAAGGUUCAUCAAGUUAGGCAUUACAGUGACAACAAAAUGGAAGCUGCAAGACAUUCUCAUUCCUCCAUGCCUCUUGUUCCUAGAUUGGAUCAUUUGGAUUUCGUAAUGAAAUAUUUAGAAGGAAAACGACAUUUACCAAAAUGGCGAGGAAAUUGUUCGGUUGAAGGUGCUGGGAGGCAAUCCAUGCCGAUGGAUUUGGCAGUGAAGGAGGCUUGCCUUAAAGGGUCACUGAUGGAUCGAGUGGCAUGUCUUGAACAUAGGCUUUUUCAGCUUUGCCUAGAGAUGGACUCCAGCAGCACAUCAGCCGCUUCAUCACGGGCAUCUGGGGAUGCAUCUUCUGGGCAAGGACUGCCAACUUUCACGCUAGCAACUUUUAAUAAUCCAAAUCAAGGACACAAAGAGGAGUCCCUAGACCAUGCUAACAGGGUUGAACUUCAGUCUCAGAUACAAGAACAAGAGAGGAAGCAUUCGAAACCUACGAAGCAAGAACUUGGGAAGAAUAGGCCUAACAGAGAUGAUAAGAAAUGCAAAAAUGGGAAGAAGAAAGUGCCUCCCAAAUGGCCUCGCUUGAAACUCUUAGGGUGUUAA
Messenger RNA from Populus euphratica (Euphrates poplar), 1217 nucleotides. RefSeq names its product microspore-specific promoter 2 (gene MSP2). The transcript is spliced from 4 exons. The record is from RefSeq and is a predicted model, not a curated record. The coding region runs from base 666 to 1217 and encodes 183 amino acids. NCBI's taxonomy places the organism in Eukaryota, Viridiplantae, Streptophyta, Magnoliopsida, Malpighiales, Salicaceae.